Anopheles stephensi (Asian malaria mosquito) is the source of this 942-nucleotide messenger RNA. RefSeq lists its product as uncharacterized. NCBI's taxonomy places the organism in Eukaryota, Metazoa, Arthropoda, Insecta, Diptera, Culicidae. The transcript is spliced from 2 exons. The record is from RefSeq and is a predicted model, not a curated record. Bases 157 to 882 code for a protein of 241 amino acids.
GCAUAAACGAGGAUAUGAUCAAACGUCAAAGAGCAAAGAGGGAAAAAGAUAAAACAUAAUUGGCGACAUUUCACCAAGCAAGCUCUGUGAGGUGCGAAAAUAUUCAUUUCCAAUUUUGUGUUUCAAGAAAGCAGAACUCUGCCCGUCUCAAAGAUAAUGCGCGACGAAACGGAACCCCGGACGGCUAUUCCGAAAGCAACCCAGCAUCAGCAGUCAUCCAGCACAACGGUCGGUAGUGAUCCGUCCCAGAACAAUGAUUCGCAAGAGCUUCAGCUAGAAAACAAGGGAUUGAAACGCAAAAUCGAGGAACUGGAGUUGGCACUGAGCGUCAAAUGUUUCGAUACCGCGCACGUUAAGGCACUGGUGGAGCCAUUCAGUGGCAACGGUACGCUUACCGUGCAUCGGUGGUUCGAGAAGCUGGAGAACGCUUUUCAGCUGCUUAAGCUGAACAAAGAGCAGCAACUGGUUGCUGCCUGUGAUUUGCUGAUCGAAACUGCGGCUGUUUUUCGUAGAACCAUCCCGUUGACAGGGUACGACGAUUUCAAGGCGAAAAUGAUUCAAGAAUUUGCCGAUCAAGGGUUUAGCGAUGAAACCAUUUUCGAGAAGCUUCGGGCACAUAAGCUGGGAGUCAACAGCUUGCUGAGAUACGUGACGGAGAUGGUUGAUCUGGCGCAAUCUUACAACAUUUCGGAAGUAGAUUUGGUUGACAUUAUUAUUGACGGUUUCGAGGAUGAUUCCCCCACCAUCGUUAUGCUGUACGGAGUGAAAACGAUUGCUGAGUUAAAGAGCCUUUUGCCCAGAUACGAAAAACGACUCGAUAAGAUGCAGGCAAACGAAACAAAAAAGAAACAGAAACAGUCACUAAACCAACAUCGUUUCUAAAAGAUACACGAUUUUAUUGUGACAAUAAAUGGUGAUGGCAGAUAAUGGCCAAAAUAUAAA